AUGAACGCCAUAUCAUUAGCGAUACUUGCCAUCUUACCGUUUCUCGCUCGAUUGAAAGCUCAAGAAGCGAGUGCGAAUGGUGGACCCGAUUUAACACAAUUCCCUGAAUGGGUCACCAAUGAUUACGACUGUGUAAUUGGUUGUUUAUCUGGAUUUAACGAUACGAUCACCACAAUCCCUUUACCGGAUCUCGAAUCUUCUUCGUUCGGAUGUGCUUCUUCUUCGUGUCAAGGUGAUGGUACUGGUAAUUAUUAUCAAACGCGUUAUUACAUCCAAUUAUUCUACGCAACUGGAAGUAUCUACGAAUGGGCCGAUUCCGCUCCUGAUGGAUACAAACAUGCCACUUUCACCUGGGGAGAAGCUGAACAACAAGCUCAAUCAAGUGCAAGUGCCGAACAAGCCACUGCAUCCGACCCUUGGAGUGCUGAUGUAGCUGAAGCAACUGCUGCCGCUUCUGGUGGUGGUACAGGUGGUCUUGCAGUGGUUUCCUCCACUGGUACAGAUGGUCAAGGAGCAAGUACUACUGGAGGCGAGAGUGCAAGUGCAGCUGCGACAGAUGGAGUAUCCAGUGCUCCUGGAGAAACAGGUAGUCACACACAAUCAUCUGCUAAAAGUGCUACUUCUUCAGCUAUCCCAACUGCGUCCGGAAGUACCAACGGUACAAAAUCAGGUAAUGGAACUACCAAUGGUAAUGGUACUGCGGACGGUAAUGGAUCAAGUGAUGCCCUUCCUGCUAUGCUCACUGGAUUAGGUGGAUUAGGCAUACAUGGUCUAGUUUGUAUGGUCGUUGGUUUAGUAUCACUAGGUCUGGGAGGUGUAGUAACUGGUUUAUAG
Molecule: messenger RNA, 834 nt
Organism: Kwoniella shivajii
Lineage: Eukaryota; Fungi; Basidiomycota; Tremellomycetes; Tremellales; Cryptococcaceae
Exons: 4
Coding region: 1-834 (277 amino acids)
Source: RefSeq, a predicted model, not a curated record